AGGACAACUGCUACUACGGUAGUCUGCUACCCACACUGGAGACUUUAAUGUCCAGGACCUUGGUGCUACGAAAUGGGCUCUCCCGGAUGACAGCAGGUCUGCCAGAUGUCAUAGUUGAGAGGUCAGAAGAAACCGGAGAACCUGGAGGAAACCCAGGUGGACACAUUAUGGAAAACUGAGCUCAGGAUCAAACCGGGGACCCUGGAGCUGUGAGGCAGCAAGACUACCUCCACUCCUUGGAAUGGAGUUCAGUUUCAAAGAAAUUAUGAGACAUAUGGUAUAUAGCAUUGGGUGGAGGGGUGAUAUGUGUGUGUGUGAGAUUCCCCUAGACCUACCCACUUGUUCACACUUCUGAUAUCUGGACUUCUAACACUAUAUAAGUGGAAGCUUUGUGCAUAGCUGUCUCAGGACUAAACAAGCAGUUGAAAACACAGGAUGCUGCGUUUGCUAUGUCUCUCAGUGCUAAUGCUGGCCUUGCAACCAGUACUCUCCAUCUAUAACUGCUCCUCCCUUUACAACAGGGUGCCAAAUAACGAUGACCUGAAGGUGGAAUGUGGAGUCAGCGUCAUCAGUCUGGAGGUUAACUUGUGCACGGCACAGUGGGCGGGCUUCAACCCCGAUAGCCUGGCCCUGAAUGGCAUGCACAAUAAUAGCCAGUGCAAAGGCACUAUAGACACCAAUAUGGACCCUUAUGUCAUCCGGUAUCAACUCGCUGUCAAUGACAGUCAGGGCAACCUGUGCCGGCAGUCACUUCAGAUUGUAAACGAGAUUCCUAGUGCCUCGGGACCUUUCAGCCAGUUCUCCACCAUCCAGUCGGUCAUCAUCACCAGCUACAUUGACACCCCAACCUCCUCAGUGGGUGCUGUCAGCUAUUCCACUGACCUCUACUAUCAAUUCUCCUGCCGUUACCCACUGGAGUACCUCAUCAAUGACACCAAGAUAGUAGCAUCAUCAGUGUCAGUGGCCACCAAUGACAAAAAUGGAAGUUUUAUUGAUACUCUCAGCAUGAGCGUUUACAAUGAUUCUACCUUUUCCUAUCCAUUGGUGGUUCCACCUAGUGGACUAGAACUGCGCACCAAGAUCUACGUAGAGGUCAAGGCAGUUAAUCUUUCUGGGAACUUUAAUGUCCUCCUGGACCACUGCUUUGCUACUCCAUCUGCUUACAGCUCCAACAACAGUGAACAAUUUGACUUUUUCACUGUAUGUAACGCUGACUCUCGGACUUCUAUCUUGAGCAACGGGGUCUCCAAAACCAGCAGGUUCUCCUUUGAGGCUUUUCGUUUUGUGGAGCAUCGCAACCAAGACAAGUCCUCCAUUUUCCUUCACUGCAUACUGAGACUGUGUGAGCCUGACAAAUGUCUGAACAUUAUCAAUGGUUGCAGUGUCAGAAGAAAGAGAUCUGUGGAUGUGGAAUCUGGACAACCGACCAUGGCUACUGUGUCAAUGGGACCAAUUUAUACAGCCACCCAAACUACUGAGCCAACUGCUUCUGCUUAUGCAGGAGGCACUGGACUGUCGAAUAAAAGCCAGGACAACAUGGCUGGAGCGGUGAUCAGGGCGAUAUUUGCCUCUGCUGGUGCAUUGCUACUCGUUCAUGCUGAAGAAGGUUUUGUAGGAUGGUGAUCUACCUUAUAUUUUCAAAUAAAUGAGCAAGCAGCUGGUCUUCUGCUCUGGACUCAAGCAGCAAAAUUUGAUCCAACUGAUAAGACAGAUUAGUAUAUCAUUACACCUUAAUGAAGGAUGGAAGAUAAUAUGGAAUAUGUUAUAAAGUCCACACUAUUGAAGCAAAUAUUGUAAAUGCAUGAAGGAACUGCAAAUAAAUCAUUAAAGAUAUUUUAAUCUUGUGCUAAAAACUAUUUUCAAAUCUUCUCAAGGUGUAAGUACAACAUCUUGCGUUUUGGAUACCUCUGUGUAUUUAG
Neoarius graeffei (lesser salmon catfish) is the source of this 1919-nucleotide messenger RNA. Its product is annotated as zona pellucida-like domain-containing protein 1. NCBI's taxonomy places the organism in Eukaryota, Metazoa, Chordata, Actinopteri, Siluriformes, Ariidae. The record is from RefSeq and is a predicted model, not a curated record. Gene Ontology annotation, cellular component: cell surface. The transcript is spliced from 12 exons. The coding region runs from base 436 to 1623 and encodes 395 amino acids.